This is a messenger RNA of Nannospalax galili (Upper Galilee mountains blind mole rat), 2299 nucleotides long. RefSeq names its product OCIA domain containing 1 (gene Ociad1). Gene Ontology annotation, cellular component: endosome. Lineage: Eukaryota; Metazoa; Chordata; Mammalia; Rodentia; Spalacidae. The record is from RefSeq and is a predicted model, not a curated record. The transcript has 8 exons. The coding region runs from base 181 to 945 and encodes 254 amino acids.
CCAUCUUCCCGCCUGGAGCGCGGCGAGGACGCCGCGGGGCUGCGCGGCCAGUGCCUUGCGCGGCCGGCUGGGCAGAGCUGGGUCCAGCUGUGUUUGCGGGGUGCACGGCGGCCUGAUACGGGUUCAGAUGGUGGUGUGCUCAGCGGUCCGCACAGCCUCCAGGAAGGAUGCUGUUGAAGGAUGAGGCCUUCACCUCUACUGCGCAUUUACGGAAAUAUGAACGGGAGGGCUGAUUUUCGAGAGCCGAAUGCAGAAGUUCCAAGACCAAUUCCCCACAUAGGGGCUGAUUAUAUUCCAACAGAGGAAGAAAGAAGAGUCUUUGCAGAAUGCAACGAGGAAAGCUUCUGGUUCCGAUCUGUGCCUUUGGCUGCCACAAGUAUGUUGAUUACUCAAGGAUUAAUUAGUAAAGGAAUCCUUUCAAGUCAUCCCAAAUAUGGUUCCAUCCCUAAACUUAUAUUUGCUUGUAUCAUGGGAUACUUUGCUGGAAAGCUUUCUUAUGUGAAAACAUGCCAAGAAAAGUUCAAGAAUCUUGAAAACUCCCCUCUUGGAGAAGCUUUGCGAUCAGGACAAGCACGGCGAUCCUCACCUGGGCACUAUGCUCAAAAGUCAAAAUAUGACUCAAAUAUGAGUGGUCAGUCCUCUUUUGUGACAGCUCCUGCAGCAGAUAACAUAGAAAAGGACGAGUUUCCUCGUUAUGAGCCAAUUCCAUUCAGUGCUUCUAUGAAUGAAUCCACUCCUACUGGUAUUACUGAUCAUAUUGCCCAAGGACCUGAUCCCAACUUUGAAGAAAGUCCUAAGAGAAAGAGUAUUACAUAUGAGGAAUUGAGGAGUAAGAACAGAGAGUCCUAUGAAGUAACUUUAACACAAAAGAGUGACCCCUCAGUAAGGCCCAUGCAGGAAAGAGUGCCCAAAAAAGAAGGUAUGAUAGUUGAGUCUGAAUUGUAAACUCUUUAGGAUUGGAAACUGAACGUUUAAGCAUUAGCUUAAAGCGCUCACUAUGUUAAUGUGUGCUUUCACUCUUCAAGCUGUACCAAAAUAAAUUUUUUAAAAAGAAUGGGCUGGAGAAAUGGGUCAGUGAUUACGAGUGUUUGCUGCUCUUGCAAAGGACACGAGUUCAGUUCCCAGCACCAUGUCAGGUGACAGUCACCUAUAUCUCCAGCUCUAGGGUGAUCCAACACCUCUGGCCUCUUCAGGCAGACACAUGCACAUAUCACCCCCCCACACACACACAAUUAAAAACUGAAUAGUUAUUUCAUAGUUAUCAUUUGCCCUAUUUUUAAGGAUGUUCAAAGGCCAUUUGUGUUAGAAAAUAAUGAAGUCUAAAUAGUAAGACACAGACAGGGAGGCUGGUUUUAUAAUGCAGUGUAGGAGUUUUAACUGUUUUUCCCUUAUGGAAGUCAUGUUAGGAAAUGCAGUCUUUUUCCUAACAGUUUAAAAUUUAAAUCUCUUUGGGACAGUGUGCUGCAUCUCUUGCACAUUUAGGUUUGCUGAGCAAACGUAGUAACUGGCCUUCAGUGACACUUUUGGCAAAAUUACGAAGUCAUGAUUGAGUAUUGAAGCUGCUUUUCUUGAAUGUCUGUGCAAUUAAGAGUUACAUGCCAGGAGCUGCAGAGAUGGCCCAGCGGUUAAGAGCACUGACUGCUCUUGCAGAGGACCCGGGUUCAAUUCACAGCACCCACAUGGCGGCUACAAACCAUCCUUAACGCCAGUUCCAGGGGAAUCCGAAGCCCUCUUCUGACCUCUGCGGCAUUGCACGACCCAGGUGUACUCACAUACAUGCAGGCAAUACACUCAUACACAUAAAAAUAUAUAUAAAGGAGUUACAUGCCUUACAGAUCAGCAUUUAGGGCAUUUCAAGAGGAGAAAUUUGACUUCUUCCUCUAGAAUAAAUAAUUUUUAAGUUAUAAUUUAAAUCUCUUUGGGACAGCCAUUUGUAACUUAACAACACUUACUGAGUUUUUGUCAUUAAAGCAUUUGACAUGGACUCCAUCAGCUAGUGGCCGUUACCCUGUGAUAUUGAUACUUUGUUCUGCUGGUUUACCAGGAUCCAGACUGUAAGCUCCAGGAGGGCAGGAAGUUGUGUUUUCAUUUCUGUAAUCUUUUCUAAAAAUUUCUAUACCAUAAUACUUAUGCUGCUGUGUUAUUUUUAUUGUACUUUUUUCAGUCUGAGGCUCUGAGCAGAGUGUUUUAAUUGUCCUUUUGUAGUAACAGAGGCUAGAGAAAGGAAAUCUGGCAUGCCUUCAGCAUUUGUUGUAUUUUGACAUGUAGCUUUAACUGAACAUUCCUGAAGUUAGUAUGA